AUGAAUGAACUGGAGCUGAUUGAUUUCCUCAGCGAACUACGACAAGAAGCUGCUGUCGUUGCGCUGGAUAAGUUAUCCGGUCUUGACCAAAAUGGUGAUGAAGCAGUAUCAUUUAGCGAAUUCAUACAAGGAUACGACAAGCAACUAGAAAAAUUUGAAUUGAAAAAAAUUUUUACCAAAGUGGAUGUUAAUAAAAAUGCCCAUAUUGAUCCGAUCGAAUUUGUAUCGCUACAAAACUUGGUAGCAGACGAAAUUCGUUCACGGAUAUUACAUGAGAGAUUGCUGAAACAGCAAUAUCCUGGAGCUCCGACGCAUGCUACAACGCCAUCGCCAACACUGAUCAUUUUUACUGCCAAAAAUAAACGACCUAAUUCGGCUCUGUUGAAAAGGAUACGCCGUUCCAGUUAG
Messenger RNA from Gongylonema pulchrum, 408 nucleotides. NCBI's taxonomy places the organism in Eukaryota, Metazoa, Nematoda, Chromadorea, Rhabditida, Gongylonematidae. The record is from the annotation of a GenBank genome assembly.